AUGGCGACCAAAGUCUUCAUUUUGGAGAAAUAUUUCACCGAGCUUCAGAAGUACUGGGACACCGAGAAGCGAUUGCAUGAUGCAUCGUCCCAGAAUGAAGCUGUCCAUUUGCAACAAAGACUCAAAUCACUCUCGUCGGAAUUGGUUACGUUGCGCAAGCGGCUCUCGGUGGCUCAGCCGGUCGACUCGUUCUCGGUCCCCCCGCCGCCUCCGCCGCCCCCAUUGGAUACAAAGCCGGCAACCAGCACAUAUGAAAAUAUCGGUGACAUAAAACCCAUGGCACCGUCGAUCCGCGUGGAUGGGACGAACGAGUUCGCACAAAGUCCGCCGCGGACACUGGUGGAGGUGAACGAUCUCAUCGACACGAAUGGACCCCUAACGGAAGAUUCGGUUCUGAGAACGCUGCACGCAAGAUUUUUCCAAAAGCAGUACUUUACGAACAUAGGACCGGUGCUGCUGGCGGCGAACCCCUACAACGAGCCGCGGAGUGACCUCACGCUAACUUCGAUAGCGAGCGUCAAUAACCCGGAAUUAAUGAAAGUUGUCAGAGAAGCAGCCAUUCAGCAAGCUGAAAGCGGUUUGUCACAAACCAUAAUUCUGAGUGGAGAGAGUGGCAGCGGAAAAACCUAUGCAUCCAUGGUUCUCCUCAGACAAUUAUUCGACAUCGCCGGUGGGGGUCCUGGAACGGAUUGUUUUAAGCACCUCGCAGCCGCCUUCACGGUCCUCAGGUCGUUUGGUACAGCCAAAACACUGUCCAAUAGCCAAUCUAGUCGAAUCGGUUAUUUCAUCGAAGUCCAGGCUACGGGCGGUGUUUUGUAUCACCCGAAAAUUCAUUGUUUGCUUCUGGAUCAGAGCCGUGUCGUGAGACAGCCGAAAAACGAGAAAAAUUAUCACAUCUUCUACCAGAUGCUCGCGGGGCUUUCAUAUGAGGAGAAGGAACAACUUGGCUUAGAAGAUUGCUCAGUCGAGUCUUUCAACUACCUCAACCAGGCCGAUACCCAGUGCGACACUCAGCUGGACGCUGAACGCUUUCGAAACUGGAAAUCUGGCGUGGCCGUCCUAGGGAUCCCAUAUCUUGACAUAAUGAAGACGUUGGCUGCCAUCCUAUUGCUCGGAAACAUCAAUUUCGUCGAUAAGGACGGUGCUGUCGACAUCGAGAGCGGUCGAGAAAUCAAAAAGGUUGCCGGUCUACUGAAAAUCACACCCACCGCCUUGUACUCGGCACUCACGAGGAGAAUCCGCUACGUCCACCGACAUCCGAUGUCGACGGUGUGCACCUCGGCGGAAGCGAGUGCGAGUCGCGAUGCUCUGGCCAAGGCUCUAUAUUACCGGACCGUGGCUACCGUGGUCCGGUGCGCCAACAGCCUAAAAGGAAUGAAUUCCAUGUCGGGAACUCUCAGCUCCGACAGCAACGAGUCCGUACACAACCAAGUCGAAGUGAACAGUCAGCAUGCGUCCACCGCCGGAUCGAACAGCACCAAAAAGCACAAAUCCAUGACGGUGUUGAAUUCGGCCGUGAAACACGCCACAGACGGCUUCAUUGGUAUACUCGAUAUGUUCGGAUUCGAAAACGCUCUGGAGAACCGCUUGGAACAACUCUGCAUCAAUUUAUGUGCCGAAACCAUGCAGCAUUUCUACAACAGCCACGUAUUCAAGAGCCAAUUGGACGCGUGCAAAAACGAAGGCGUCAACUGUGAUCUCCAAAUCGAGUACUCCGAUUCCGUGCCUUGUCUCAACCUAAUCUCCGGCCUGCGCACCGGGCUGUUCAUAAUGUGCGACGCUGAAUGUGCCAACGGAGGAACCCCCGAAACUUUCGUUGAAAAUAUCUCGAAUCAACACCGCAGCAAUCCCUCUUUCCUGCGGCCCGCUGGAGCUGACGCUUCGACGUUCGCUAUAAAGCACUACGCAGGGAACGUUACGUACAACGCGUCCUCUUUCCUCGAAUGCAACAGUGACGUCAUCCCCGGCGACGUCCUCUGUUUGUUCAAGAAGAACUCCGACUACCCGGAUUUCGUGACGAGUUUGUUCAAGACCGAGUUGGACGCCCUGUACGCGAACGGAGGCAAUCGGAAAUGCACGAAUUUCCGGAUCUCGCCUCUCGUCAGUUACGAUUGCAAUAGUGACGAUCCGAUCCCAACUCUCACUCAGGACUUCCACAUCCGAAUGGGAGAACUGGUGCAGAAAUUGGUGAAGGCAAAGCCGCAAUUCAUCCAGUGCAUCAAGACGAACAAGGAGGAGCAACCGAGCAACUUCGAUCGACAUUGUGUCAUGAAACAGCUGAGAGACCUUCAAGUUCUAGAAACAGUCAACCUUAUGGCGAGCGGUUAUGCCCACAGAAUAAAAUUCUCCGCCUUCAAUAGACGGUAUAGGUUGCUCGCGCCGUUCAAGUCGCUCGAGCGGACCGAGCUCAAAGCCGUUCUGGACUGCCAGCUCAUUCUGGAGUACUUCACCGAAGCUCUCAAGAAGGUCAAGCUCUCGAACGCAGCCGUUAAUUGGUCGCUCGGAGAUAAUCACAUUUUCCUAAGUGAAAACGCACGCCAACAGCUCGAGCGUUUCCGAGAACAACGGCGCCAAACCGCGGCCCGCCUAAUCCAAGGCGCAUUCCGGGAGUUUUGCCGUAAGAAGAGACGAGGUCUCUUCAGGAAGCCACUACCGAGAAUUCGAACUGAAGCCCCGAAGUCGCAACAUCCGAUUGCUUCGGCCAGGACCGCGACAUUGACCAAAACCGGGACUCUGACCAAACUGCAGGGCCGGCCGAGACCGCAGCCGAUUUCCGGGACCCCACCCCCGGAAAACGAACGCUGCGAUCAGAGACUGAUCCAACAGACUUGCGCGCUUUUCGGUCUCGAUCUCGAACAACCUCCACCGGUACCGCCGAGCAGACGUUACACCGUGACGGGCAACGCGAAAUUAGGUUACCCACAGGCGCGGGUCAUGAAGAUGAAUUUCGGUGACGGUUCGAACGCCAAACUACUCAAAGGCGAUACGGUCAUGGUCAUAGCAUCGUCUCAGAAGCGUGGCCACUUGGUCGUGGAAUUUCGCGGUCAGACCUGUCAUGUGCCCUACCAGUUCCUAGAGUUGAAACCUGAAAUUCUCUCGCCUCCGCCUGUGAACAGUCUCAUCAACACCACGUUGAUUUCCAACUAGCAAUCGAGUAUGUCCUACUCUCAAAUGUUAUCUAUGAUGGAAUAAUGUACAAUUUGUGAAUAUCGAUGAGCAUGGAGCAUUCCUUUCCAAUCAAAUGAAGACUCUCCACGUGUCGCCACUGUCAAUUGCUCGCGCAAAG
This is a messenger RNA of Galendromus occidentalis (western predatory mite), 3286 nucleotides long. It is a transcript of the gene dachs, whose product is annotated as unconventional myosin-IXb-like dachs. Lineage: Eukaryota; Metazoa; Arthropoda; Arachnida; Mesostigmata; Phytoseiidae. Gene Ontology annotation, molecular function: actin filament binding; ATP binding; cytoskeletal motor activity. Gene Ontology annotation, biological process: actin filament organization. The transcript has 9 exons. The coding region runs from base 1 to 3147 and encodes 1048 amino acids. Gene Ontology annotation, cellular component: myosin complex; membrane; actin cytoskeleton. The record is from RefSeq and is a predicted model, not a curated record.